This is a messenger RNA of Cygnus olor (mute swan), 1244 nucleotides long. Its product is annotated as mucin-3B-like. NCBI's taxonomy places the organism in Eukaryota, Metazoa, Chordata, Aves, Anseriformes, Anatidae. The coding region runs from base 297 to 1202 and encodes 301 amino acids. The record is from RefSeq and is a predicted model, not a curated record. The transcript is spliced from 9 exons.
UGGGGUCGCCUCAUGGGUCCCCCGACCCUGGCUGCCCCCUGACCUCCGCUUUCCCCGCAGUGGUCUGCCAGAACGGAGGCACCUACGACUCCAUCAAGUGCCUCUGCCUCCCCGACUUCUACGGCCCCUUGUGCGAGUUCUUCAGCGACUCCAUCACCACCGAGAUCCCCAUUGAGGGGACGAUCGUGGCUAACGUGGAGCUGGUGGUGACUGUCACCAACUUCAACUACACGGAGGAGCUGCAGGACCCCCGCUCGGAGGCCUAUGAGAGCUUUGAGAAGCAAUUCCGGCAGGAGAUGGCCAAGAUCUACAGCUCCGUGCCCGGCUAUGAGGGCGUGAAGAUCCUCCGCAUUGUGCCGGCGGCCUCCAGCAGGCGGGGAGCCCGGGUGCGCAGGGCCGGGGGAGACUCCGCGUCCUCCCCCGUGGGCACCGGCCUCAACGUGGACCACGAGGUCAUCUUCAGAACCACUGCCAGCCCCAACCUGACCGAGGAGUUCCAGAACAAGACGCAGGAGCUGGUGCAGAAGCUUCGGGAGACUGCCGACAGCCAGAGCAACUGCGAGAAUGACUCCAUCGUCUGCUUCAAGGUGCCACCCAGUCCCAUCAUCAAGAACAUGACGGAGUCCACUUCAUUUGACGCACUGUGCCAGCAGCGGGCACCCGUUGGCUACCAGGACUACUACUAUGCGCAGAACACGAGCAGCACCAUCCGCUGCGUCACCAACUGCACGGCCAACACACCCGGCACCAUGGACUGCCACCAUGGCGAGUGCCGCGUCACCCGCGCCGGGCCACAGUGCUUCUGCCGGGAUGAAUCGCUCUACUGGUACACGGGCACCCAGUGCUCCGGGCGUGUCAGCAAGGUGGCCACCGGGCUGGGGGUGGUGGUCACGGUGCUGCUCGUUGCCUGCAUCGCCCUUGCUGUGCUGCUGGUGAUACGGAAGAAGGGCAGGAAGAGCAACACUUCGGCCACCGCUGAGGAGAGCUGGUAUGAGAACGAAGGUGGCACCCGGACGGCAUCCGAUGGCUUCGUCCUCAACAACAGCAAUGCCACCGACCCAGAUGCAGAUCGCCAGACCCUCACUGCGGCCCCAGUUGUGACCCAGGACCUCCAGGACCUUCUCAAGGAUGCUGAUUCCAAGGACAAUGUUGCCUCCUGCUCACCUCAGUGCCCACCAGCACUUCCAGGACCUUCUCAGUGAUGCUGCUUCCAAGGUCAUCGUUGGCUCCUGCUCAAUGCGGAG